CGGCCGUGUCACCCCACCGGGCUCUUCCCGUGACUCUGCGCCGGCUGCUUUUUGCUGUGAUGCUCUAGACCCAGGACUCUAGAUCCCUUAUUUCUGCGUAGGGACAAGACGGGGCUGUGGAUGCUCUGACUCCCUGCUCGCCCCGCGUGGGUGCCCAGGCGCGGCAGGAUGCGGCGCCGGCUGCAGACGCUCGUCCAAAGGAAAUUUAAAGUUGUCCUCCUCCUCCUUCUGCUCUUGGCCCUCCUGCUGCACCUGGCGAUGGAUUUAGCUCUCCCCACGGCUCGCAGGCUCUGGAGCUGUGAUGGGAAAGCACCAAAAGCCUCGGGUGCCGUGUCAGGCAGCCCCUUGCUGGCUGGCCCCAAAAAGCUGAGCCUGCGGAUCCUCCAGGACUUCAGCGGCAGCAAUGGCUCCUUGGAGAAAAGCUCCCACCCUCAGGCAGCGGGAGUAAAGGAUCCAGGGGCCCAGCACCAGCGUGGAAACGUGAAUCAGGCACGGACCAAGGGAUCCAAGCUGGCCGCGCUGUUUGAGCAUCCCCUUUAUAACAUCCCCAUGCCGGAGGUGACGGACAAAGACAAGCUGUUCGUCGUCAACCCCAUGGAGAAGUUCAGCCUGCAAAGCAGCGGGAGCGACGAAUGGGUCAGCAGCAGUAAAGCCGAGACGAUCCUCCCGACAGGGAAGACGGCCUACGACACCUACCCUGCCUGGCUCAAAUUCCACGUCGGCAUCAACCGCUACGAGCUGUACCCCCGCCGGGACCCCCUGAUGCCCACCCUCCUCCGGGACCUGGCCACCAUGAGGAUCGUCAGCUCGGUGCAGAAGUCCGGUGGGACCCAGCUGAAGCUCAUCAUGACCUUCCCGAAUUACGGGCAGGCCCUCUUCAAGCCCAUGAAGUGAGUAGCACCUUGCUCCGGGCCCCAAAACUGGGUGGCCCCCUUCUCCUCGCCUUCCCCAGCGCGGCUGGCGGCAGGCUGGGUGCAGCUCGUGAUGGGGUAGUGACCUCCAGUGGUGGGAAGGAGAAGAAGGAGGUCCAUGAGGACCACUUCCCAGCCUGUGUCCGGGUGGGAUCUGGGGCCUCAACAU
Messenger RNA from Oxyura jamaicensis (ruddy duck), 1080 nucleotides. RefSeq names its product extracellular serine/threonine protein kinase FAM20C-like. Lineage: Eukaryota; Metazoa; Chordata; Aves; Anseriformes; Anatidae. The record is from RefSeq and is a predicted model, not a curated record. Gene Ontology annotation, molecular function: phosphotransferase activity, alcohol group as acceptor. Bases 169 to 894 code for a protein of 241 amino acids. Gene Ontology annotation, biological process: protein phosphorylation. The transcript has 3 exons. Gene Ontology annotation, cellular component: Golgi apparatus.